AUGGCUCCGCUUGCACACUUGGGCAACAGGUUAACUUCUCAUCAGAUCGCUGAGCUUUGCGAAUUCUGGGCUUCCGAACAGGGUGUCCCCUCCCUUGAAUCCCGCCGUGCGUGGUCUUUAGCCCAUCAAAUAGACCCCUCGAUCGUCAACAAAUGGUUUUCUCGCAAAAAGCGUUCUGCCAACAAAUCAAAAACCAUGUCUAAUUCUGUCGACAAAGAUAAUGUACUUGUGUCCACUCAUGCUAUGUCUAACGAUAUCCUCGACGAAAAGCUAUCUGCUGAUCAGCCAAAUAGCCAAAGGAAGCCACUUCUCGUGGAUUCCACUGAUGAGCCGUCUCACAUCGAUUUGCCUUUGACGCAGGAGUCUUUAGCAAAUGAUAUACUUCCUCUCUUAACUCUGGAAGGCGACAGCACUUGUACAACUGUCCCUGCUAAUACUGCCGUAAACUCCAAUACCUUGACGCCACCAUUAUUCGCAUAUACCCCACUGAGUGUUCUUCAAGAGCCUGAACCAGCGUCACUGCCUCGCGAUCUUGAUGACUUCCAUGACAAUCUAUGCCUUCCGAGUCGCAUAUAUUUGGUCUCUCAAGAAGGAGAAAUUUACUGUGACGAUGGGGCGAUCAGCCAACCUUCAUCCCCAUACCACCCUCCUCUCUCCUCGUCACCCUUUGUCGAUGACUUCCCUGGAUGGAACGACGGGUAUUCAUCGAGCAAUAUAUCUGACCGCCAUCUUCCAGAAGAGGAGAUCCAGGAAGACCGAUGGCUGAAUCUCAUUGAAAUGGCUGACCCAGAGCCUUUCACAUCAACAUCAGCAAACCUUGGGCUCUCCUUCUACAAUUCUACUACCACAUUCCAAUAUCCCCUCGAUCAUAGGCUGGACGAAGGGCGCUUCAUCAAACGAAUCUCUGGCAUCGACUACCUCUCCCGCAUAGGAUGCCAUGAUGGAGAUGCCGCUCAGUAUGAAGAACCAGAAGACAUACGGCAUUUUAUCAAAAGCACUUGGGAUGCAGAAUCAGGUUUGGACGUACAAAAUACGUCAAGUUUUUUAAAAAUGGAACUUGACGUGGACGUAGAGGUAGAUGAUACUGGUUGCCGACGAUCUAUUUGGGAUAUGCUGAAGGUCGAACACGUGGAACAUGUUGUAGAGGGUCAUACCGAAGGGAACGCUUGCGACUCUGGAGAGCUUGGGGGUGACCGGGAGGGAGGAUCUUUUUCCAAAUAA
Molecule: messenger RNA, 1221 nt
Organism: Heterobasidion irregulare TC 32-1
Lineage: Eukaryota; Fungi; Basidiomycota; Agaricomycetes; Russulales; Bondarzewiaceae
Exons: 2
Coding region: 1-1221 (406 amino acids)
Source: RefSeq, a predicted model, not a curated record